Messenger RNA from Aureococcus anophagefferens, 1011 nucleotides. RefSeq lists its product as hypothetical. NCBI's taxonomy places the organism in Eukaryota, Pelagophyceae, Pelagomonadales, Pelagomonadaceae. Bases 1 to 1011 code for a protein of 336 amino acids. The transcript has a single exon. The record is from RefSeq and is a predicted model, not a curated record.
AUGGCCGCGAGACAUAUGCGACGAUUGCUGGUCGCCGUUGCGGCCGUCGCCGUCGCCGGCCUGCGACCGAGCACGGCCCGCGCCCCGGGCCGGUCGGCGUCGCGCGCGUCCGUCGCCGUCGCCGACGCGACGAACGUCGACGUCGCGUCCGAGCCGGCCAUCUACCUGAGCAGCGCGGAGCGCGCGCGGACGACGGCGGAGCUCGGCAUCGCCACGGGCGCCGCGCUGUCGACGCUCUGCGCCGCCGGCUCGGCCACGGAGGGCGCGCCGUUCACGACGCACGUCGACUACGUCUUGGACGCGUCCGGCGCGCCCGUGCUCCUGCUGGACACGGCGCGCGCGGAGCACUCCAAGAACCUGCUCGGCGCCGGCGGGUCCGCGCGGUGCAGCGCCCUCCUCGCCGCGCGCGCGGCGGGCACGCCGCCGGCCGCGGCCGCGCGCGUGACCGUCGUCGGCGAAGUCGAGGCCGUCGCGGCGGACGCGGAGGACCGCGUCGUCCUCGAGGCGCUGUUUGGGGUGAACCACGCCUACGCCGACGACGUGCUGAGCACGGCCGAGUUCGACCUCUACCGCCUCGUGCCCGAGAGCGUCUACUUCGUCGGCGGCUUCGGGGUCGCCGCGACGUGGGUGCCCGUCGACGACUACGGCGACGCGCGCGCGGACGCCGUCGCCAAGGAGGCGCGGGACCUCUGCGUCGCGCUCAACGACGACAAGCGGUCCGACGACCGCGCCAUGGCCGCCGCGCAGCUCCUCGACGUCGCCGACGCCGCGAAGGUGUCGGUCAUGGCCGUCGACCGCCUCGGCCUCGACCUCCGCGUGAAGCGCGCGGGCGGGACGACGGAGGAGUACCGCCUCGCCUACCGCGCGGCGGCCCGCUCCGUCGAGGACGCCAAGUCCGAGAUCAACAAGCUCCUCCAGGAGGCCUGGGAGCUCGACCAGGGCGUCGUCUUCGACGGCGCCUACGACGACAAGCCGAAGGUCGUCCAGCGCGCCGUCUCCUCCCUCAAGUAG